Messenger RNA from Physella acuta, 1702 nucleotides. Its product is annotated as medium-chain specific acyl-CoA dehydrogenase, mitochondrial-like. Lineage: Eukaryota; Metazoa; Mollusca; Gastropoda; Physidae. Gene Ontology annotation, biological process: medium-chain fatty acid catabolic process. Gene Ontology annotation, molecular function: flavin adenine dinucleotide binding; medium-chain fatty acyl-CoA dehydrogenase activity. The record is from RefSeq and is a predicted model, not a curated record. Gene Ontology annotation, cellular component: cytoplasm; mitochondrion.
UAGUUUUGUUUAGACUUUAACCCAGCUCAUUCUACAGCCCAGUUUAGUUUGCUACUCUCGUUCUGGGUAAAAAGUAACAUAGCAACAUGGCUGCUCUAAUGAAAAAGGUCUCUGGCCAGAUCAGGCCACUGUUAAUGACCACAAGAGCUUUAGGGAACGUAAAGCAAGCUAGUUCUGGAAUCUCUUUUGAGUUAUCCCCUGAAGUUCAAGAGAUAAAAAACACAGCCCGGAAAUUCGCAAGAGAGGAGAUCAUUCCCAAAGCAGCUGAGUAUGACAGAACAGGGGAAUAUCCUUGGGACCUUGUAAAGAAGGCGUGGUCACUAGGUUUAAUGAAUACACAUAUACCAGCACACUGUGGUGGCUUGAACCUUGGACUCUUUGAAUGUGUAACAAUAACAGAAGAAUUAGCUUACGGCUGUGCUGGGGUUCAGACUGCUAUGGAAGCUAAUUCCCUUGGUCAAAUGCCAGUGAUUAUAGCAGGCAAUGAAGCUCAGCAGAAAAAAUAUCUGGGAAGGUUAAUAGAAGAGCCUUUAAUGUGUGCCUACGGUGUGACAGAGCCUGGGGCGGGGUCUGACGUAGCAGGCAUUAGGACCAGGGCAGAAAAGAAGGGAGACCACUAUGUUUUAAAUGGGCAGAAAAUGUGGAUCACCAAUGGAGGUGUGGCCAACUGGUUUUUUGUCCUGGCCAGGACAAGUGCUGACCCCCAGACGUCUGCAGGGAAAGCUUUCACAGGAUUUAUUGUUGAGGCAAACACACCCGGCGUUACCAUAGGAAGAAAGGAAAUCAACAUGGGACAGAGGUGUUCUGAUACAAGGGGAAUCACCUUUGAAGAUGUACUGGUCCCUAAAGAGAAUGUGCUGGGUGCAGAGGGCUAUGGUUUUAAGAUUGCCAUGGGUGCAUUUGAUAAAACAAGACCCCCAGUGGCUGCAGGUGCUGUAGGUCUGGCACAAAGGGCCCUGGAUGAAGCCAAAAAUUACUCUAUGCAAAGAAAAACCAUGGGCAAGCUCAUCUGUGAGCAUCAAGCCGUGGCAUUUAUGCUGGCUGACAUGGCUAUCGGGGUGGAAGCUGCACGUCUGUUGGUCCAGAGGUCAGCCUGGGAGAUUGACCAGGGCAGGCGCAACACGUACUUCGCUUCCAUAGCCAAGGCUUUUGCUGCUGAUGUGGCUAACAAGUGUGCAACUGAUGCUGUACAGAUAUUUGGUGGGGCUGGGUUCAACACUGAAUACCCAGUGGAGAAAUUGAUGAGGGACGCCAAAAUUUUCCAGAUUUACGAAGGCACUGCUCAAAUUCAACGUUUGAUUAUCUCCCGUGAGCUUCUUACCAACAGCAAGUCAUAGCCACAGCAAGACAAUUAAAGUCCUAUAACUGGCUGUAUUUUUAAAAAUACAAAUGGAGUUAUGUCCCUUAACAGGAACUUGGGAAAAACAAUUUAACUGAAUUUUGAUAUGCUAUUUACAUGUUAAUGAAAUCUGUGAUUUAAAUUUAACUGGAAAUGUUUGAAGUUGUUGUAGAAUUAAUACAAAUUACAAUUAAUACUACUGUUUAAUAAAUGUUGAUGUUUAUUGUUAUUUUUGUGCUUAAACUGUGCCGAAAAAAAGAUUGCCAUUUAAAUUAUUACAUUUUUGUACAUUUAUUUUCUUCCUAUAUUCAUGUUGAUCAUGGUUAUUGUCAUGAAAUUUUGAAUAAAUUAUUAUACACCAAC